Messenger RNA from Lepisosteus oculatus (spotted gar), 1109 nucleotides. The record is from RefSeq and is a predicted model, not a curated record. NCBI's taxonomy places the organism in Eukaryota, Metazoa, Chordata, Actinopteri, Semionotiformes, Lepisosteidae.
GGGCCCCGCAGGUUCGACCGCGGCCCCUGCUCGCUGUACGACCCCCUGUUCGAGGGGGGGCUCUUCGACCCCGGGCCCCUGGAGGACCCCGUGGACGCCGCGGUGCAGCUGAAGAGACGCAGGCUGGAGGGGCUGAGGCUGGCCGAAGGGGGUGGCGGUGGGUGUGCCGGGGGCCACUAUGAGCUCGGGGUGCAGGCAGCCCCCCCGCCUCCCAGGCCCCUGGAGUACAGACUGCUGGAGGAGGAGAACGCGCUCCUGAGGAAGAGAGUGGAGGAGCUGAAGAAGCAGGUGUCGAACCUGAUUGCCACCAAUGAGGUGCUGCUGGAGCAGAACGCCCAGUUCCGCAGCCAGGCCAAGGUCAUGACCCUGUCCUCUACGCCGGCGCCCUCAGAGCAGAACCUGGCGCCCCCCGUGGGCUCGGUGAGCUCCUACAACCACAGCAUCGCGCAGACGCACACCACCCUGAGCAGCGCCGCCCUGCAGCCGCGCCCCGUGAGCCAGCAGGACCUGGUGGCCCCCGCCGCGGCACCCCCAGCUCCCCCGAGCAAUGCGGCCCCUCCCUCCGCGCCCCCGCCGCACCUCAACCCGGAGAUCACCCCUCUCUCCGCCGCCCUGGCCCAGACCAUCGCGCAGGGCAUGGCGCCUCCUGUCUCCAUGGCGCCCGUUGCGGUCUCCGUGGCGCCCGUGGCAGUUUCCAUGGCGCAGCCCCUCCCUGGCAUCACCAUGAGCCACGCCACCACGCCCAUGGUGUCCUACCCAAUCGCCUCGCAGAGCAUGCGCAUCACCACGCUGCCCCACUGAGGCUCGCCCGCCUCCCUGGACAGGACAGCUGCUGCACGGGGGCCGGGCGUCCGGACGGAGAACUGAGAAGGAAGUCCUUCGAGUCUGGGAACUUUGUUGACCCGGAAGAACUUUUUUUUAAAUUGAGUUUUUUUUUUAAUCGAUGAUACAAUACUUGUAGCUAAAACAAAAAUGUUGAUGCGUUUCAUAGAAAAACACAGAGCCUGAUGGGCAGACUGCUCCCAUACUGAGGGGUGUGUGUGUGUGUGACUGGAUGGGGAGACUGUGCCUGGGGGUGUGUGUGUCUGACUGGAUGGGGAGACUGUGUC